GUGAUUGGAUGAUGGGACACAAACACUUUCACUUUCUGUAUUGUGACACUAUAUAUACCAGAGAACAACGACAGAGCUGACUAAAGAAUGAGACACGGAGGGCGAGGACUGUCAUGGAAGCGGCUGCUGGCUUCUCCAAGCUAGAAGAGGAUAUUACGUGUUCUGUGUGUCUCCAGGAGCUCGCCGACCCGGUCUCUAUCACCUGCGGACACACCUUCUGCAGAGCCUGCAUUACCGACUACUGGGCCACCGCGCAGCCACAGGAAUACCUCUGCCCGGAGUGCCGGAGCACCUGUCCCAAAGACCAGCUCAUACCGGCCUACAGGCUCAAACAUCUGGUUUCAAAGGUCCAGCUUGCCAAAGAAGAACAGGCUAAACGAGAAAGAAUGGCUCCUGCGUCCGCUGUUCCGCUGGUUUACACUGAUCCGCACGGCCAGCUGCAGCUAGAUGAAUCUGUCAUACAGAGCUGCUUCCUGGACGGAAAGAUUGCGGGUUACCCCCUGUGCCUCAUCUGUGUGAUCGGGGAGAAGCGCUGGGGGAAAUCCACUCUGAUGAAUUAUAUCCUGAGAGCCCUUCACAGCCUGGAGACACAGCAGCGGAUCAGCCUGGGGGAACUUAAUGACCCCCUCACAGGGUUUGCAUGGUUACCUGGGACAGACACAAUUACCAAGGGCAUAUGGAUGUGGAACAAGCCUUUUAUCUUGAAGCGGAAUGGAGACAAGAUGGCCGUGUUUGUCCUGGACACAGAGGGAUCGCUGGACAUAGAGAGUGACCGAGAAACCUGCAUCAAGCUGUCCGCGCUCUCCAUGCUCCUCAGCUCAUACCUGAUAUUCAAUAUUAGUGCCAUGCUGAAAACUACAGAGCUGGACUACCUAGAGACGUAUCUCUAUGUCGCUGAGCUGACGGGAAAGUCCUUUUCCCUGCAACCUCUACAGUGCCUGGAACUCCUGGUGCGAGACUGCUACGAUCCAAAGAACUGCGGCAGAGCAGCGGCUCUUACCUAUAUUCAGAAAGAGAAGGAGAAGCUACGUAGGAGCUCAAAUCACGGCAAAGUGCUGCAGACUCUUGAUAGUCCAUCAGUAAGUGGAUUCCUGUUGCCUCACCCUGGGAAACAAUUCCCUACAUCAGUCCAUGGGAGCCUGGCAGAUAUGGAUGAAGAUUUCAGGAGCCAUCUCACAGGAUACAUAACCAAACUUAUGAGAGAACUUUGGGAACACCGUAAAGCUGACACCCAUGGAAACCAAAUUACCUGCGCCCAAGUGGGGAGAGCGCUGAAGGAUUUUUUCAGAGUGCUGAAGAAUAAAAGUUAUGGCUUUAAAUCCCCUAUGGAGAUGUACUAUUCACUUGAAAAUGAAAAGACCUUGGAUGACAUCAUGAAGAAAUUUCAGGAUUUAUUGAAAAAGGAGACCCCGUCCUCUCCAGUUGAUGUCCUGAAGAUUAAAACCUCUGAGUUAAAGAAGAAAGUGAGUGAUAAGAUUGAUACCCUUCUCAGCGUGUACAGGGGUCGCCUGCAAGGAGAUGAAAGUAAGAAGCAGCAGCUCGAGGAUAAGCUUAGAGCUGAUAUGAAGCAAGAACUGGAGAGAUUAUGUGCCCAGCACAAAAAACGCUAUGUAAAGUGUGCAGCAGGAGUGGGCCUAGCAGUGGGGGGUGUAGUCUUGGGUGUGGCAGGAGGCGCAGUGGGAGGUGCUGUUGCUGGGACAGUUCUCGUCGCAGAGGCAGUAGCUAUUGAAGGCACAAUUGCAGCUGGUGCAGCUAUAGGUGGGGGUACAUUGGGAGCCUUUGGAAGCUGGAUUGGACACCUUAUAGGCCGUUUCUUUGGACGUAAGAAGAAUGAAAACAACCAACAGUCUGAUCGUGAAGGUACGGACGACCAAGAAUCUAAUCGUGAAGGUACAGACGCUGAGAGGCUGUUGGGCAAACAAAAGAAACAAUAGUAAAACUGCUUGGCUGACGGCUGAACUGCUUAGUCCUGGCCAGUCUUCCCUUCUUACUCCUGGCCAGUCUUCCCUUCUUACUCCUGGCCAGUCUUCCCUUCUUACUCCUGGCCAGUCUUUCCUUCUUACUCCUGGCCAGUCUCCCCUUCUUACUCCUGGCCAGUCUCCCAUUCUUACUAUUGGCCAGUCUCCCCUUCUUACUCCUGGCCAGUCUUCCCUUCUUACUCCUGGCCAGUCUCCCCUUCUUACUCCUGGCCAGGGAAUCCCUCCGCAUGUCAGUGUGCCUGAUCAUAGCUGUGCUAAAUGUAGCGCAGCUACAAUCAACUCGGAAUCACCCCCUUUAUUGUAUGCAGGAUUUUACAGAAUCUGGAACAAAUUUCAUUUGGAAUUACAGCGCUCCUGCGAUGUCCGUAGGCCAAAAUCUUCUGCCACAUUCCAUGACUGACUGCACGUGGUGAAACGCGUUCUGCGGCACAACGGUGGCUUCCCGCUGCAGGGAAAAGCCACGUCCAACGGCCGACGAUCCUCCACCUGUCUUAACAUACACUCACAGGUACCCUUCCGGUGGUGAGUACCCCUGUCCCGGUGGUGAAUCCAGCUCCUGCAAUGCUUAUGUAUUGGGGGCAGCCUAACACCGCAUACGGCACUACGGAGCGGCUCCACCAUGUUACUCUGCUCCACCAGCGUGUCUUCGUUCUCCCUCUCUCGCCCCCGGCCGCUCAUUGAAGAUGGACGGCAGCAGAAGGGAGCGCACACAAUAGCGCUGGGUCUCUCCUAUACUCACAUUCCUGCACCCACUUUAAAAACAGUAUAAUCCCGGUAUUUAACCCUCUGAAGUAUUAGAAUUCAGCAGAAACGUCUUAUACUGUAGGUCCAACUUCUACAGUGUUUGAUAUUUGACAUUCUCCAUGUUGUACACGUAGAUCAGCAUGACGUAUAGGAGAUGAUUCAUUCACAUGUGAUCUAUAUGUUUGGGAAUACACAUUAUUUAUACUGUAUGGUUCACGCUGCCUAAAAUAUAUUUGGAAUCUGAAACAAUCUAUUCCCACUAUUGGGAUAAACCUGGCACUGACCGUCAGCAAAUAUUGGGGGUCAUUCUGAACCUAUCGCACGCUGCAGUUUUUAGCAGGGUAGCGACCGGGUCAGAUCUGGGCAUGCGCCGGCGCAUGGCCGCCCAUCGCUACACUACGAUCGCCUCUGCCUAAAUGACAGACAGAGGCAGUCGAUGGGCGGGAGGGUGCGAAACGGCUGCCAUUUCAUGGGCGCGGUCCAGCCAACGCAGGUGUGGCCGGACCGUGCGGGGAGUGGCCCGCAGCGGCUGCGUGACGUCACAAGCAGCCACUGCGGGCCGGGGAGCGAUGAGUAGCUCACAGCCAGCACGCUAAAGCUGCACUGGUCGGGAGCUACUCUUGAAGUGCGAUGCCUUUGCACUUCUGCGGGGGAAGGGACGGCACUGACAUGCGGGGCGGACUAGCCCUGUGCUGUGCGUCCCCCCACAUGUCUAAAGGGCCCUACACACUGGCCGAUAUCACUGCACGAUAUGAACGAUCUCGUUCAUUAAUGAACGAGAUACCGUUCAUAUCGUGCAGUGUGGAGGCACCAGUGAUGAACGAUGCACAGCCUCGCGCUCGUUCAUCGCUGGUGCUAUGUCGGCUGUGCAUGCAGGCCAAUAUGGACGAGAUCGUCAAUAUUUGCCUGCAAGUCUACGGAGCCGGGUGACGGGGGGAGUG
Pseudophryne corroboree (corroboree frog) is the source of this 3664-nucleotide messenger RNA. RefSeq names its product RING finger protein 112-like. Gene Ontology annotation, biological process: endoplasmic reticulum organization; protein homooligomerization. Gene Ontology annotation, molecular function: GTPase activity; GTP binding. The transcript is spliced from 13 exons. Bases 114 to 1934 code for a protein of 606 amino acids. NCBI's taxonomy places the organism in Eukaryota, Metazoa, Chordata, Amphibia, Anura, Myobatrachidae. The record is from RefSeq and is a predicted model, not a curated record.